AUGGCCCGAUUUUGGUGGGGAAGCUCGGAUUCUCAAAGGAAGAUUCACUGGAAAAAAUGGGAUUCUAUGUGUACUUUGAAAUGCUUGGGUGGAAUGGGAUUCAAAGAUCUAAGUGUUUUUAAUGAUGCUCUCCUUGGGCGUCAGGCUUGGCGUCAUGUUCAUGCUCCACACUCCUUAUUUGGGCAUGUUAUGAAGGCCAAGUAUUUCCCUAAAUGUGAUUUUCUUGAGGCAUCUAUGGGUUACUCGUGCAGUUACUCUUGGAAAAGUAUUUGGAGUUCAAAGGCGCUUCUGAAAGAUGGAUGUAUUUGGAGAGUGGGAAGUGGUGAAAGAAUUAAUGUGUGGACCGAUCCUUGGGUUGCUAGUGAUGAGGGGCGUUUCAUUUCGAGUGAUCCGAUUGUAGGAGUGGAAAAAGUGAGUGAUCUUAUUGACUCUUGCACCCAUGAGUGGAAAGUGAAUUUGAUAGAAGAGAGCUUCCAGGAGAAAGAUGUUAAGAGCAUUCUAGCUAUCCCUUUGAGUUUUUUGAAUCUUGACGAUGAAGUAACAUGGGCUCUCACUAAGAAUGGGCAUUAUUCUGUUAAAACGGCAUACAUGCUUGGGAAGGGAGGUAAUCUUGACUCUUUUCAUCAAGCAUGGGUUGAUAUUUGGAGCAUGGAAGCUAGUCCCAAGGGCUGUGGUGCUGCUGAAUCCACGUCCCAUGCAGUUUUUGAGUGCCCUCGGGUUUAUGACGUUUGGGUAGAGUGUGGGUGUGCUGAGAUGUGCAUUGAUGCUUCGAGUUUGUCAAUGUGUGAUCUAGUGGAGAGUUGGAGAAAGCUGGAUAGGAAGAAAGUAAUCAGAGGGAUUUUUCUUGCGUGGUGCUUGUGGGGUGAAAGAAAUCGCUGGAUUUUUCAACAACAAUGUACGCCCAAUAAAAUGUUGGUUGAACGAGUGUCGAGAUUAGCUGAUGAAUAUGGAUCCUACACUGCUCGUAUUUACAACCACGUUGCUGCAGCUUCUAGACCUAGUGUGAAGACGUGGCAACCCCCUCCACCAGGCGUGAUUAAGCUUAACGUCGACGCCUCCUGUGCUGAUGUAGGAUGGACUGGUUUGGGAGUGGUGGGGACGUGA
Beta vulgaris subsp. vulgaris (sugar beet) is the source of this 1104-nucleotide messenger RNA. RefSeq lists its product as uncharacterized. The coding region runs from base 1 to 1104 and encodes 367 amino acids. NCBI's taxonomy places the organism in Eukaryota, Viridiplantae, Streptophyta, Magnoliopsida, Caryophyllales, Amaranthaceae. The record is from RefSeq and is a predicted model, not a curated record. The transcript has 2 exons.